Molecule: messenger RNA, 747 nt
Organism: Acyrthosiphon pisum (pea aphid)
Lineage: Eukaryota; Metazoa; Arthropoda; Insecta; Hemiptera; Aphididae
Product: E3 ubiquitin-protein ligase rnf8-A-like
Exons: 1
Coding region: 1-747 (248 amino acids)
Biological process (GO): protein ubiquitination
Molecular function (GO): ubiquitin protein ligase activity
Source: RefSeq, a predicted model, not a curated record
AUGGCAGGCCGUAGUGACGACGGGCAACCUCCGUGCAAAAAACGAAUGGAUUUUAUGGAUAAUUCGACUCGACUGUUGUACAUAUCCAUGGAGAUGGAGUUGAAGGCACGAGACGAUCUCCAAAAGUUGGACAUGGAUAUGUAUCACGCCAACGUUUUGCACAUGGGCUUGUUAGGUCGCCUAAAACAACUCGGCGAUAAAUUGAAAAAAAAACAGAACGCCGCCGAAAAAUUACGAAUCAUGAUCAAGAACACAACCAAUGAAAUCGAGAAGAGCAAAAACGAACAGGACGAGAUGCUCACGGUCCGGCGAAAAUUGGAAAAACGGAAGACUUAUUACGAUUUCUGUCAACGUUUGCUCAACAACGACCCGGAAGACAGCUCGCUGUGGUAUUUCACGGGGGCCGAGUGCUCGGUUUGUCUGGACAAAUACCAAGAUAUGGCCAAAUUGAAUCAUUGUCAGCAUUUGUUGUGCGUCGAUUGUCUAACGUCCUGGUUCGAAACGUCGCACUCGUGUCCACUGUGUCGAAGCGAAAUAAUUGGGUACGACGUUUUCGACCGUACGCUCAUGCGCACAGAGUACGUGACGGCAACUCAACAUCACGAGGGCAUUUCAAAAGUUGUGGACGACACCAGUCGCGUUCCCGGUGGACCGGAGAAUGAGCCACGUCCUCCGGCUGUCGUGCGUGCACCUAUGAUACGGCUGCGAAACGACAUAUUUUAUACUCCUCCACAGAGUGGAAGUUAG